Molecule: messenger RNA, 1851 nt
Organism: Phytomonas sp. EM1
Lineage: Eukaryota; Euglenozoa; Kinetoplastea; Trypanosomatida; Trypanosomatidae
Source: the annotation of a GenBank genome assembly
AUGGAUCCCAGUAUGCUUUUGCCAUUCCCCGUCCAGCCAGACGUCACCAACCCACUGCCAUCAUGGAGGAAGUUGCCAGCGAAUCCCUUGUGCGUCCCAAAGUUAAUCCCUCCUCAAAAUACUAUUUCCGAUAGUACCAAGCUCGUAGAAGCCAACGCCCCCUGGCCCUCACAUCGUCGGCAACCAUUCAGCGACAAGACCGAGAUCUCUCAAGAAAGAAUUCGAAAGGGUGAGUCUUCCAUGAAAGUGAAGCGCCGUUUACUUGAGAAAGAGGACUACUUGCACUACUGCGAUGCAUGCCAGAAGGGCUUUAAACAGCAGGACAAAUACGACCUGCAUAUGAGCAACCACAUAUACUGCGAGGUCCCAGGGUGUGGCUUCACCUGUCGUAAUGACCGUGGGUGGAAAAUGGAGGAGCACGUCAACAUGCUGCAUAACCGCCCCAACGCACCGGAUCUUGUCGAUGUCAGCCGCUAUUUAGGCCAACGACGCGCCCGAUACCCCACCCAAGAUACUGUCAAGCAAAAGGUAGAGGAGUUAUAUUAUAAAGCCUCCCGCGGUGCAGUCCUGCCAGAUGAGCGCCGGCGCUGGAUGCGGCAACAUGGUGUGCACAUUGACAAGCGGCAUCGCUCAGGGAACACCUAUAUUAUCCACGGUAAGCUCCCCAGCGGCAUAGAAAAGGAACGGCCGCAGCUGGACCACGUAGAAGGCGGCAACGGCAAUAAACACGAUUCCACGGCUGUGGCAACGGAGGGGUUUUCUGCGGGUGAGAAAGAACCUGAGCCGACCCCACCCACCUGCCGCCCCGCCUCUAGCGCCAGAGGCUCACUCCCCACCCAAAGCACUGACGCGAGUCGAUCCGCGAGCCCUUUCUCGCGCAGCCGUGCUUCUUCAUUCGACAAGGGGUCGUCUUCUGAUCGCUCCAAGUCUUCCUCGAGGUCAUCACGACGAGCUGGCGGAAUCGGCCCCACAGAGCAGCAGGCACCCACAGUGAUACUCGACGGUAAUACCUCACGCGUCUUGGGUGUUGAUGCUGAUAAAAAAGCCCCUUGCGCGGUUCAGGGACCCCUCCCGGAACGCCAACCAAAGCUUGUACGACGGGUUGAGCAGCAGCGGCGCAACGGGCAGGUGCCGCGGUACUACGUCUGCAACCGCUGUGGGGUAAAGGGAAGCCACUGGCUGAGCGAAUGCCCUACAAAAGGGGACCCUCAUUACGAUCGACAGAUGAUCUGGGGGGAACCAAAGCGAGCAAGGAUUGAAGCUGAUACCGCAUUGACUCUUGAUAAUUCAAACACCAUAGGUAAAGGGCAUGGUAAGGAACCACGGAGCAUGGGUGGCUCACGAUCUGAAGAACGCCCAAUAGGAGAAAAACUGGAGGGAGAGAAAGCUGGUGCGGCUACAGCUGAUGAUGAGUGUUCCGUACGGUCUGACACCUCUAUUUCUCAAAAUUCAGUGUCUCAUGGGGACCAUUUGAUUACCAGCAAGGAAGGUUAUAAAAGCGGCCUUGAGUAUGAUGCCCUACCACCGCCUGAAGUCACGGCACGGGUAAUGCCGACAUCCUUAGGGCUCUGCCAACCGAUGGAAAGUGGGGAGCCUGGUACCCAUGUCGAUAUCGAAGCCACUAAGCAAGUUGGUCGGAUGCUCGCGCCUGUAGCAGCCAAGAAGUUCUUGCAGGCGCGAAUACAAGAGAAGCAAAGCAGAGGUAGGGGUGGGUGCACUACCUCGAGGCCGCCGGUGACGUCUGCAGAGCCAACACUAUAUGAGCGUCUCACCGAGGAAGAUCGAUUAAAUGAAAAGGGCUUGCUACUGCAAGCAAUUCGAUUCUUCGUUGCUCGAAACUUUUUCUGUUAA